AUGUCUACUACAACCUCCACAUUGCUUAUUGCUACACUCUGUGUCUUGUUUACCUUUGGCACCAUUGCCAACGCUUGGAAGCCAGAGGAUGUCCAAAUCAACUGCUAUUUGAACUCUCAAUGGAGAGAUUUUAACAACAAGAACUGGUCCUCCUACGACUGUGUCAUCAACAAUGAAGCUCCAAUGCCAAUCAACGACCUCUGGCUCGUCUACUCUGGAUCGUCCCGUCCAUCAACAAUGUGGGGUGGUCUCAACGUUCGCAACGCCACGGCCAACAUCUUCCAGUUGGAUCAAUGGUCAAGACCAAUCCGUGUCAGCAGCCGUGUGAACUUUGGCUACACUGUCAACUCGUUCGAGUCUGCCAACUGGUCCGUCCUCAACAUUUCGAGACUGUUGUCCAGUGAGGAGCAGAUGUGGAUUGCCAUCGAUGAGAUCAGAUUGGUUGCCCAGGACGCCAAGGCAAUUGCCAUGGAAGCCAGAACCAUUGCCACUGAAGCCAAGAAUAUUGCCGCCGAUGCCAAGAACAUUUCCAACGAAGCAAAGGCUAUUGCUGCUGACGCCAAGUCAAUUGCCGCCGAGGCCAAUAUCAUUGCCGCUGAGGCCAAGGCAUAUUCCAUGCGUGCCAACAACCUCUCUACUGAGACCCAGCCCAUUGCCAAUGAGGCAAAGAACAUUGCCCUCCUAGCCAACUCGGCUUCAAUUGAAGCCGCUUUGAAGUUGGCCGAGGCUCAAAGAGCUGCUUUGAUGAACCAGUACCUCAUCCAGAACUUGACGGCCACUCAGUCUGGUGAUAUGCAACAAGUUAUGCUGCAGCUCCAAACUAUGACAACUAAGGCUAAAGAAGAAUAUGAGGCAAUGAUGAAGAGGGUCCAAGAGCAAAUGGCCGAUUCAAAGAAUGAAAUCAUUGGAAACAUGAGAGGUGAGGCUGAGGAUGUCGCUCGUAAGAUUCUCGAACAAAUGGCCACAACAACCUCAACUACUACCUCGCCUGCCACGACCAUCUCCACUACAUCAACUUCCUCUACUACUGGAUCAACCUCCACCACGUCCACAGAAGUACCAACCACCACGGCAUAA
Molecule: messenger RNA, 1077 nt
Organism: Acytostelium subglobosum LB1
Lineage: Eukaryota; Evosea; Eumycetozoa; Acytosteliales; Acytosteliaceae
Exons: 1
Coding region: 1-1077 (358 amino acids)
Molecular function (GO): carbohydrate binding
Source: RefSeq, a predicted model, not a curated record